AUGCCACACCGCCUCAAUUCACCAACAACGAAGAUACGAUCAUCGAGCCGGGAACGCACGUACGUGUCAAGGUUAUUGGUACGAGAACGGAGGUUGGUGAGAUGUGGGCCAUUGGCAGCAUCAAGGAAGAUUACCUUGGCUGCCUUCAGGAUUAGAGUUCUCAGUCAGAUUGAGAAAAGGGGCAAAGAGAUGCUCUGCUCAGUGCUGCUGAAGCCGAUUCCUCCGUCAUGUGGGAGCGGAAGCACACUUUACCGCCGUUUUUCAACUUCAUCUGCCCAAGGAAACCGCCAAUGGUUGAGGGAAAAGCAUAGUAUUUUACUGCAACAAGCGUUGCCUGGCGAAGAGGAAGCUUUGGGCGCAAGCAAACCAGGCUUCAAGGAGGGGGUCAAUCACAGUGGCACCCCUAGGCCCCGAAUGGAUUCCGCUGCGCUGAGCCGUUCGCAAUUGAGAAGCAGAAAGAUAGAUAAAAGUUUGGGGAAACAGGGUGUACGCAUGCCCGACCAGUUUAGCAGGUCUAUGGAAUCAUGGCGCCAGGCCUCGGUUUGUGUAUUCGAGUUGUACACUAACUUUCCCACGCCAAGAAAUGAAAAAGCAAGCCAUGAAUAUACAAUGAAGCGAAGGGUGUGA
Molecule: messenger RNA, 627 nt
Organism: Colletotrichum truncatum
Lineage: Eukaryota; Fungi; Ascomycota; Sordariomycetes; Glomerellales; Glomerellaceae
Product: DNA-directed RNA polymerase II subunit Rpb7
Biological process (GO): positive regulation of nuclear-transcribed mRNA poly(A) tail shortening; DNA-templated transcription; positive regulation of translational initiation
Cellular component (GO): RNA polymerase II, core complex; P-body
Molecular function (GO): single-stranded RNA binding; single-stranded DNA binding; translation initiation factor binding
Source: RefSeq, a predicted model, not a curated record